Messenger RNA from Metopolophium dirhodum (rose-grain aphid), 653 nucleotides. RefSeq names its product sentrin-specific protease 2-like. Gene Ontology annotation, cellular component: nucleus. Gene Ontology annotation, molecular function: deSUMOylase activity. The transcript is spliced from 2 exons. The record is from RefSeq and is a predicted model, not a curated record. NCBI's taxonomy places the organism in Eukaryota, Metazoa, Arthropoda, Insecta, Hemiptera, Aphididae. Gene Ontology annotation, biological process: protein desumoylation. Bases 27 to 653 code for a protein of 208 amino acids.
UUCAAGACCCAAGUUUGUCGACAAGUAUGACUUCAGAGACCCACCUGUAUUUGAAUGAUUCCGUGAUCAAUGAUUAUUUUAAUUUAAUCCAAAAACAAUAUCCGAGCGUUUAUUGCUUUGAUACCUAUUUUUAUGUGCGACUUGAGAAAUCUAAAUACAAAUCAGUAGAGCGUUGGACAAAAAAAAUCAAUAUUUUUUCAAAAAGAAAAGUAUUUUUUCCUAUCAAUAUUAGAAGAAAAAGGUUUGCACACUGGAUUUUGAUAACAGCGGAUAUGGAUAAGAGACGAGUUAUAUAUUUUGAUAGUCUUAAAAAUCAUUAUGAUUACAAAAUACAUUUAGACAUAUUAUCAUACUUAAAGCAGGAGCAUGAAAGAAAGUUGGGUUAUCCUUUACAAAACUGGAGAAUUGUAAGAGGUUCUAACCCCCAACAGUCUAACGGAAGUGACUGCGGGGUUUUCGUCUGCACAAUUGCGGAGUAUCUCGCAAGAGAUGCUUCGUUUAAUUUUAAACAAAAAAAUAUGCCAUCUUUCAGAAAAUUGAUAUUGUAUGAACUGUUUAUCAAACAACUCAUUACAGUAGACGAAGAUGUGGACGAAGAUUCAAUCGUUGAUGAAAUAGACCGUAUGAUAAAUAAUUCUUUAAUGAACAGAUAA